GCUGGUUCCUUUUUGGUUCCAUUGUUUGGUUCCACCUUCCGUUCCUUUCUUCCCCCCAUUUAGGUCCCUCAAAAACCCUAACGAAAUUUGGCAAUUAUCGUAUCGUGAAAGAGAGUGAGAAUGGCGGAGCACUUAGCUUCGAUCUUCGGCACAGAGAAGGACCGUGUGAAUUGUCCUUUCUAUUUCAAAAUUGGCGCUUGUCGGCACGGCGAUCGUUGCUCUCGCCUCCACAAUCGCCCCACCAUUUCUCCAACUCUCCUUCUCUCCAACAUGUACCAGCGUCCCGACAUGAUCACCCCAGGCGUCGACCCUCAAGGCCAGCCCAUCGACCCUCGCAACAUUCAACAACACUUUGAGGAUUUCUACGAAGACAUUUUCGAAGAACUUGCCAAGUUCGGCGAGAUCGAGUGCCUCAAUGUCUGUGAUAACCUAGCCGAUCACAUGAUUGGCAACGUCUAUGUCCAGUUCAAGGAGGAAGAUCAGGCCGCUGCUGCCUUGCAGGCUCUGCAAGGUCGCUUCUACUCCGGUCGCCCUAUCAUUGCCGAUUUCUCUCCUGUUACCGAUUUUCGUGAAGCAACGUGCCGUCAGUUUGAGGAAAACAACUGUAACCGUGGCGGUUACUGUAAUUUCAUGCAUGUGAAGCUCAUUGGGAGGGAUUUGAGGAGGAAGCUCUUUGGGAGAUAUCGCCGCUACUGGGGGAGUCAAAGCAGGAGCAGGAGCAGGAGCAGGAGUAGGAGUGUGAGCCCCCAUUACCGGAGGGACUAUCGCGAUCGCAACCGUGGUGAAAUCCGAGGCAGUGGACGGAGGAGCGGUGAGAGGCGUGGGAGGUAUGACAGCGAUGUUGGACGGAGGCGGCAUGGCAGUCCGAGGAAAGGUAGGAGUCCGGUGAGGGAAGGGAGUGAGGAGCGCAGAGCUAGGAUUGAACAAUGGAACCGAGAGAGGGAGGAGAGGCGGUGAUGAUGCGAUUUUUAGAUUCUUUUUGAUGAGUGGAGAUGAUGGCUUUGGCAUUUUUCUCUUGUUGUGAUUUAAUGACAUUUGGAGAUGAGUGGGCCCAAAACAUGCCAAGUGUAAAGCUGUUUGGCAUGCAUUACUUGAGGGCAUGUUUGUAUCCUUGUAUCAUGAACAUUGAAUCGCUUGAGUGUUCAACUUCAUCUUUUAUGGAGGAAAACCUGCAAUAUUUGUGGAUUAUCUUCUCGAGAAAUAUGUUGUUUGCUAGGCAUGACUUUUUAAUCAUUCCGAGAGAUAAAGGACAUUCAAAGUUGAUAUGAUCUUUUAAUACAGAUACUGAAAGGCAUCAGUUGAAAAUUCUUUCUCAGGCAGUUUCUACCGUGAAGUUGAAAUUGUAUGCAUGCCUUGGGACAACUGAUGCUUGUGUGGUUAGAUUUGUUAGAAAAAACACAACAUUGCAGAGCUGAGAAGCCAAACUUGGGGUCGCAUUGUUUUGAGAAGGUGAUUAUACUACAUCUUCCAUUUAAUUGUUCCUGUUCAUGACUUGUAUGAUUGCCUUACCUAGCUAGUAGCUUAUAUUCUGCAAUUUUUGUUAUUGAUCUUUAAAACUGUUCUUUCCUAGAGCCUUUUGUGUUGGAGAAAAUCAUCUGUUGCAUCUUACUUUUCCUGUGACAUCUCGUGCUUAUCAAGUUUGUUCAUGGAUAUAGGAUUUCUCCUACGGGUUUGAUUGUUAAGAAGACUUCUGGAAGGAAUGAAAUUUUGAAAUCUGAUAAUUGAUAGGGGCUAUGAACUUGGGUUUGCAUCUUAUAUUCUGCAGAUAUUAUGAUAUUGUAUAGACCUUAUUUUACAAGUCUUUGGUAUAGGAUGAUCACCAGGGCAUCAGGUUGGAAUUGAAUAGUGUUGAUAGCCCAUGGAGAGUGACGGCUAUGAAAUUGGGGAAGAAUUUUUUUUCUUUUUCUUUUUUUCUUUUUCGGGUUGUGAGCUCACUGCGUAGUUGGUAUAAACUGGCCAUGUUUCUGAAUCUUUUGUUCUUGGAAACAGCAAAGGGUGGUGUUUGAGUUGCUUGAAGCAGGUGACAUUCAAUCCCAAUACCAUUAGGCCAUGGGGCAAAUGGUUGACAACAUGACCAGGUGGGAUAUUGUACACCUCCUUUAUUGGUCUGAAACUACUACUAAAUGCAUUUUGUAUGUUAGUUUAGGUGGAAGUGGACUUUUUUCAGAAUGUAACUUGGCCCAGAUUUUCUCCUCAGUGCACCCUUGUGACUGUUAUACGUCUCACGGCUGCUAGAUUCUUUUUUUCUGAAGCCAAUGUUUAAUGUUGGGAAAGCAUAAGGGAUGGUUAUUAUUCAGACUUGAGUGAUGCUGCAGGAAAGAAUAUUGGCCGUUCCUGACAGAUACUGAUAGCUUUGGAAUGAGUUGGGGUGCAUGCUUCUUUUACUAUGAAGAAAUUUGGUAUUGAUUUUCUAUCAUUAUUGCUGUAAGUGUGGCAUGUCUCCUGCAGAUAUUUUUCUGGUUUUCCCUUCUCUCUCCCAUGUGUGGAUGCCCUGAUGGGAAUAUAGGUAGCAGAUUCCUGGCUGUGUUUGUCAAUCUUCAUCUUUGUGAUGGAAAUGACCAUGUCUUUGCUUUGAGGACUGGACUAAUUUACCUACCAAGAACAAAUGUUUUCCUCAAAUCCCAGCUAUCUCAUCUCAAUAUAUAUAUAUAUAUAUAUAUAUUAUUUCUUGCAUAAAAAAGGAUAGCUUCUGUGUCAGCAAUCCUGUUUCGAAUUGGUUUUUUCUUGGUUUAUUUUAACUCUUGGUUUGGAGAGAGUAUUCGGCUGAAGCCCAGAUCGAACUUGCAUCUUUGCCAACAAAUGUUGAUGAAAGCUUUUUGCUAGUGAAGCCAGAAGUCUGGGAGGGGAAAGAAAAAGACAAUUAGGGAUGGUUGAUCAAAUCACCAUGGUUAAUUCAGUUAUUGAAACUUUUGUAGUGUGGUACAAGGUAUACUAUGAUGUUCUCUGUCAAA
This is a messenger RNA of Camellia sinensis, 2951 nucleotides long. RefSeq names its product splicing factor U2af small subunit B. The record is from RefSeq and is a predicted model, not a curated record. NCBI's taxonomy places the organism in Eukaryota, Viridiplantae, Streptophyta, Magnoliopsida, Ericales, Theaceae. Gene Ontology annotation, biological process: mRNA splicing, via spliceosome. Gene Ontology annotation, cellular component: U2AF complex. Gene Ontology annotation, molecular function: RNA binding; metal ion binding.